Molecule: messenger RNA, 1689 nt
Organism: Alligator sinensis (Chinese alligator)
Lineage: Eukaryota; Metazoa; Chordata; Crocodylia; Alligatoridae
Product: sterol O-acyltransferase 2
Exons: 15
Coding region: 127-1689 (520 amino acids)
Biological process (GO): cholesterol metabolic process; cholesterol efflux
Cellular component (GO): endoplasmic reticulum membrane
Molecular function (GO): cholesterol binding; fatty-acyl-CoA binding; cholesterol O-acyltransferase activity
Source: RefSeq, a predicted model, not a curated record
CAGGCAGGAACAGGGUGUGUGCUUGGCGCAAGGAUUUGCUUGUGAUCGGCUGAUCCGGCUGGAGGUGGAGAAGGAAGGGAGCCUGCAGACGCCCACUGACCUGCUUGAGUGAGUGGACCAGCACGCAUGGAGCCAGCGCCAGGGAGCACCGCGAUGCCCAGGCGGAGGCCAGGCCAAGAGCUGGAGCAAGAGGAAGAGGCCGAGCUCUGGGUGCCCAACAGUAGCUCUGCCCACCUGGAUAGCAUCCCCAGCCUCGCCCAGUGCCGGAGACGCAUGGAGGCAGUGCAAUCCCCAGCGCAGGACGGGGCCAAGAAAGAGGGGCUGCAGCCAGACCCCCCACCCCCGAAGACGGGGCAGCUGGAGAAUGAGGCCAGGGGGAGAGGCUCCUGGCUGGAGAAGCAGAAAGUCUUCAUCCCCCGGCAGUCACCGUUGGACGAGCUGCUGGCGGUGGAGCAUUUCCGGAGCCUCUACCACCUGUGCAUCGCCGCCGUCUGCAUCGCCAUCCUGGGCGCCGCCGCCACGGAUCUCGCCAACCACCGGUGCUGCCUGAAGGAGGACUUGGAGUUCAUCAUCGCCAACUCCCACGGCAUGGGCGCAGCACUGGGGAUCUGGCUGAUCAUGUGCAUCUACACCCUGCUGGCCCCCUAUGCGACUCUGGCGCUCUGGGCCCACGCAUCCCGCACCACACGCCACCCAUGGCUUCUGGUGGCCAGCGUGGUGGGGGCGCUGCUGGGGGGCCACACCGCUGUGCUGGGCAUCUUCCCCAUCUACACCAUGGUCCACCAGCAGAUGCAAUACAUCCCCAAGGUCAUCCUCAUGACAGAGCAGCUGCGGCUCCUGAUGAAAAGCCACUCAUUCCUGCGGGAGACAGUGCCCAAUCUCCGUGCCCAGACGACCGCUGGGAAGGUGAAGCUGCCGGCCUUGUCCACCUACCUGUACUUUCUGUGCUGCCCCACACUGCUGUACAGGGAGACCUACCCCAGGACCUCUGUCAUCCGCUGGAGAGUCGUGGUGGAGAACUGUGCCAAGUUCCUGGCCUUCGCCUUCUUACUGGCACUCAUCAUGCGCCGUUUGUCCAACCCGGUGUACAUCCACCUGAGCCUGCAGCCCUUCCGCCUCGAGACAUUUGUGCCAGCUAUGUGCAACACCAUCCUGCCUGGCACUGUGAUGCUGUUGAUCUCAUUCUAUGGCAUCCUGCACUGCUGGUUCAACGCCUUCGCUGAGGUGCUGCGCUUUGCCGACAGGGGCUUCUACCAGGACUGGUGGAACGCCACAUCCUUCGCCACCUACUACCGCAAGUGGAACAGCGUGGUCCACGACUGGCUCUACCUCUACAUCUACCAGGACCUGUUCUGGCUCUUCGGAAAGAAGUGGCGGGUGGGCGCCAUGCUGGCCACCUUCCUCCUGUCUGCCAUUGCCCAUGAGUACAUAGUUGGUUUCGGCUUGGGCAUCUUCUACCCCAUCCUCUUCUGCAACUACACCAUCUUCGGAGUGCUCUUCAACUUCGUGCUGAACGACAAGCGCAGGCGCCCGGCAUGGAACGUGGCUGUGUGGGCCUUGCUCUUCGUGGGGCAGGGCCUGCUGGUCGCGCUGUACAGCCUGGAGUACUAUGCCCGUGUCCACUGCCCGCUCCAGGUGAGCCCAGGGCUAUUCGUGGCAGCCACAGGCCACGGAGAUAUGGCUUUCUAG